Erpetoichthys calabaricus (reedfish) is the source of this 1380-nucleotide messenger RNA. RefSeq names its product tubulin alpha-8 chain-like. The transcript has 6 exons. NCBI's taxonomy places the organism in Eukaryota, Metazoa, Chordata, Cladistia, Polypteriformes, Polypteridae. Gene Ontology annotation, cellular component: microtubule; cytoplasm. The record is from RefSeq and is a predicted model, not a curated record. Gene Ontology annotation, molecular function: GTP binding; structural constituent of cytoskeleton. Gene Ontology annotation, biological process: mitotic cell cycle; microtubule cytoskeleton organization. The coding region runs from base 1 to 1380 and encodes 459 amino acids.
AUGUUCUUGUUUAUCAUGCGUGAGUGCAUUUCUGUCCACGUCGGGCAAGCUGGAGUCCAGAUGGGCAAUGCCUGUUGGGAGCUGUAUUGCCUGGAGCAUAACAUCCAGCCAGAUGGACAAAUUGCUAGUGAAACAAAUAAUGUCAACACGGACAGCUCCUACGACACCUUCUUCUGUGAGACUGUAGCCGGCAAGCUUAACCCCAGAGCCAUUUUUGUGGACCUGGAGCCCACAGUGAUUGAUGAGGUGCGCACUGGGACAUACAAGCGUCUCUUCCAUCCAGAGCAGCUAAUCACAGGCAAAGAGGAUGCUGCCAACAAUUAUGCCCGGGGACACUUCACCAUUGGAAAGGACAUCAUUGAAUCGGUACUGGACCGCAUUCGAAAACUGGCUGACCAGUGUACAGGGCUGCAGGGCUUCCUGAUUUUCCAUAGUUUGGGAGGAGGCACUGGCUCUGGUUUUACCUCUCUGCUCAUGGAAAGGCUAUCAGUUGACUAUGGGAAGAAAAGCAAAUUGGAGUUUGCCAUCUACCCAGCACCUCAGGUCUCUACUGCUGUAGUGGAACCCUACAACACCGUUCUGACUACACACUCCACCCUGGAGCAUUCAGACUGUGCCUUCCUAGUUGACAAUGAAGCCAUUUAUGACAUAUGCAGGAGAAACCUGGAUGUGGAGAGACCUACUUACAACAAUCUCAAUCGACUCAUUGGUCAGAUUGUGUCAUCCAUCACAGCUUCCUUACGCUUUGAUGGUGCCCUAAAUGUGGAUCUUACAGAGUUUCAGACCAACUUGGUGCCAUAUCCCCGUAUCCACUUUCCCCUAGUUGCUUACUCUCCAGUUAUAUCUUCAGAGAAGGCUUACCAUGAGCAACUCUCUGUGGCAGAAAUUACUUGUUUUUGCUUUGAGCCAUCCAAUCAGAUGGUAAAGUGUGACCCACGCCAUGGCAAAUACAUGGCCUGCUGUCUGCUGUACAGGGGUGAUGUGGUACCCAAGGAUGCGAAUGCUGCCAUUGCUGCCAUCAAAAGCAAGAGAUCCAUUCAGUUUGUAGAUUGGUGUCCGACAGGUUUCAAGGUUGGUGUCAACCACCAGCCUCCCACAGUGGUGCCUGAUGGGGAUCUAGCCAAGGUACAGCGUGCUGUCUGCAUGUUAAGCAACACCACAGCCAUUGCAGAUGCUUGGGCUCGUCUAGACCACAAGUUUGAUCUUAUGUAUGCCAAGCGAGCAUUUGUGCACUGGUAUGUAGGGGAAGGCAUGGAAGAAGGUGAGUUCUCUGAGGCCAGGGAAGAUCUGGCUGCCUUAGAGAAAGACUAUGAAGAAGUGGGCAUUGACACGGUACAGGGUCCAUAUGAGGAGGAGGAAUAUUACACAGGGACAAUAUAA